Molecule: messenger RNA, 1144 nt
Organism: Bicyclus anynana (squinting bush brown)
Lineage: Eukaryota; Metazoa; Arthropoda; Insecta; Lepidoptera; Nymphalidae
Gene: Mettl2
Product: tRNA N(3)-methylcytidine methyltransferase METTL2
Exons: 4
Coding region: 134-1129 (331 amino acids)
Molecular function (GO): tRNA (cytidine-N3)-methyltransferase activity
Source: RefSeq, a predicted model, not a curated record
AGUGUCGACUGCGGACUGUCGUCAAUACUCAAUGUCACGAUUUUACUUCCAAGUUGAAUUCAUUUCAAUUUUUGAAUAUUUAAACUUAUUACUGCAACUAAAGUUAUAUUAAUAUAUUGUUUUUAAAAUUUAAAUGGAAGAUACAGGUAAAAGGCCACAAUUUGGAAACCGAUUACUGGAAAAUGUGGACGAAGUCUUCAAACACAACGCUUGGGAUAAUGUUGAAUGGGAUGAGGAACAGGAGAAAGCUGCUGAGGAGAAAGUGCAACAAAAUUCAGUAGUAACAUUCUCUGAAGACCGCUUAAAAGAUUUAGAAGAUAAUGCUGACAAACAUUGGGAUGCAUUUUAUAAUAUUCAUCAAAACAGGUUUUUCAAAGAUCGCCACUGGCUUUUUACUGAGUUUCCUGAACUGGCCCCUGACAAUAGCUCUGCACCAAUACGAGUAUUUCCAAAUAGUGAUACCACCCUAGAAAGUAGUAAAAAUGAUGACGAAAAUACUGUAAACAGUCCAAAUAAUACAGACAUAAAACUAAGUAGCAGUGAUACAAAACGCUUAAUAUUUGAAAUUGGCUGUGGUGUGGGCAACACUAUAUUUCCAAUAUUGCAGUAUAGCCAAGAUCCAAACUUAUUUAUUUACGGCUGUGAUUUCUCAUCAACCGCAAUAGACAUUAUGAAACAAAAUGAAUUGUAUAACCUUGACAGAUGUGAAGUGUUUGUUUUGGAUGCAACUACCAAUGAAUGGGCAGUGCCGUUUGAAGAGAAUUCAUUGGAUAUAAUUGUCCUUAUAUUUGUGUUGUCAGCUAUAGACCCAAUAAAGAUGCCGAUUGUCAUAAAUCACACUUAUAAAUAUUUGAAACCUGGAGGUUUAGUUGUUUUUCGAGACUAUGGUAGAUAUGACUUGGCUCAACUAAGAUUUAAGAAAGGUCGCUGUAUAUCAGAAAGCUUUUAUGCGCGUGGCGAUAAUACAAUGGUCUACUUUUUCACACAAGAAGAAAUUUCUAAUCUGUUCAAAAAUGCUGGAUUUAUUGAGGAACAAAACCUAAUAGAUAGACGUUUGCAAGUCAAUAGAGGCAAAAUGUUGACAAUGUAUAGAGUAUGGAUACAGGCAAAGUAUCGAAAGCCAUUAUAACAUUUGACUAUUCAA